Molecule: messenger RNA, 759 nt
Organism: Paramecium sonneborni
Lineage: Eukaryota; Ciliophora; Oligohymenophorea; Peniculida; Parameciidae
Source: the annotation of a GenBank genome assembly
AUGAGAUUCAAUCCAACUUCAUUCAUCAAAGACAUUAAUAGAGCAUACAAUAAUUAGAAUUCUAAGGCUACUUCUAAAUUGGAAUCAUACCAUAAAUUUCCAGAAUAUAAUUAAUGCAAACAAAGUCAAUCAGAUCUUUAAAUAGUUAUAUCAAAAUGUGGAUAAUUUCAGAAACUUGAUGAUAAUUCAAUCAAUAAGAAAAUUGAAUUAAAAAACCAAAUUUCAAUAUAAUAAUCAUCAUCAUUAUAAGAAGAAGAUGUUAAAUUAAAUUUAAUAGAUUAAUCUAUUAAAUAAGUUGAUUGUUGUGUAAGUAUAGCUUUCAAUUCUUUUGGAACAAUUAUGGUAUCUACAGAGAAAAAAGUCAUUAAAGUAUGGAGUUUUAAAAAUGGAAGAAUGUAAUUAUAAUAAAGUUUGGAAUAACAUAGUGGUGGGGUUAAUUGCUUAAUAUAUAAUAGAAUAUAGGAUGCAUUUCUAUCAAGUUCAAGUGAUAAGACUAUAAGAAUAUGGAAAUAAAAAAGGGAUAAGCUCAUAAUUUUAUCAAUAACAUGCAGAUAAGGUAUCUUGGAUGAUUUUAAAUUAAAAGGAGGAUCAAUUAUUCUCUAGAGGUAAGGAUAAUUCAAUUAAAGUGUGGUAAUUAGAUUUCAAUAACGACAAAAUGAUUUAUUUAUAUUCAUUGAAUUAACAUAAGAUAGAAGUAUUUGCAUUAAGUUUAAACUAAUCAGAGAGCUUAUUAGUAUCAUGUGGUAAUGGCGAGAAUGA